AUGCCUUCAAACGAAUCCGCUUCCCAAGGGACUGGCGACUUACUGCUGCCAAAUAUUCCGUCACAUGCUAAUCGUCAACUACGUGUGAUCUGUGCCGGUGCCGGUGCUUCAGGAAUCUAUUUGGCCUACCGGUUGAAAAAGGAUUUCACAGAUUUUACCCUCGAUAUCUAUGAGAAAAACGCCGAUAUCGGAGGAACCUGGUUGGAGAAUAGAUAUCCGGGCUGUGCGUGCGAUGUUCCAGCCCAUAAUUAUACAUACUCAUUUGAGCCAAAAUGGGACUGGUCUGCAAACUAUGCUGGAUCUGAAGAGAUCUAUCAGUAUUUCUCCAACUUCGUGGACAAUUAUGCACUGCGGGAGUAUAUCAGUUGCAGACAUGAAGUCGUCCGGGCAGAGUGGGACGAGGAAAAGGCAGAAUGGAUUGUUCACAUCAAGAAAGGGAACGGGGCCAUCUUUUUCCAGCGAUGUGACUUCUUCAUCAGUGCUGCUGGGAUCCUGAACUCGUGGCGUUGGCCCGCAAUCCCGGGGCUUCAUAGUUUCAAUGGCACACUGCUACAUAGUGCCAACUGGGACCAAACUGUUGACCUUAAAGGAAAGCAUGUCGGACUAAUUGGCAACGGAUUCUCCCACAAGUUCAACCAGCCUACCUGGGUGAACCCAUCUAUGGCCGGAGGGGGCCAAGUGGUGUACACAGAAGAAGAAAAGCGCAAGUACCGCGAUGAGAAAUGCACGUUGCUAGAGAUGAGGAAGAAGAGUGAAUCUCUGAUGACGGGAGCAUUUCCCAUGUUUAUCCGAGGAUCACUGACCAAUGCACACGCCACAACUCAUAUCAAGGAGGAGAUGCGCGGCAAGAUCAACGAUGACGCCCUGGCGGAUAAACUGAUCCCCAAUUUUUCGCUCGGCUGUAGACGUUUUACACCUGGGAUCAACUACCUCGAGAGUUUGACUCUACCGAACGUAAAGACGGUCUAUGGCGAGAUUACCAGAGUCACCCCAGAAGGGUGUGUGACCGAUAACAAUGAGGAGCAUUCUCUUGAUGUUCUCAUUUGUGCGACAGGAUUCGAUACAACCUUCAAGCCUCGCUUCCCGGUCAUCGGCCGCAAUGGAAAGAAUCUGCAAGACGAAUGGGCCACAGAUCCCGAAAGCUAUCUUGGUAUUGCUGCCCAUGGAUUUCCAAAUUAUUUCAUGUUCCUUGGGCCCAACUGCCCUGUGGGUGUUGGACCGGUUCUCAUCGUUAUAGAGGCACAAGGCACCUAUUUUGCUGAGGUGUUGAAUCGCUGGCAGAAACAAGACAUACGGGCGCUGGAGCCCAGAAAAGAAGCUGUACGUGACUUCAUCGAUCACAAAGACCAGUUCAUGCAGAAUACGACGUGGACAACGAACUGCCAGUCUUGGUACAAAAACCCGCAGACGGGGAAAAUUACCGCUCUCUGGCCCGGAAGCACAUUGCAUUAUCUGCAGGCCUUGUCUGAUAUUCGAUACGAUGACUAUUGUGUCACAUACCUUGGAGGAAACCGCUUUUCCUACUUGGGCAAUGGCUUCAGUCAGCUCGAAUUGAAUCCAUCAGCAGAUGUUGCUUAUUAUGUUCGGGAGACAGAUGAUGGAACAUCAGUUCUGAAGGGGACCAUGAGCACAUUCAACACAAAGGAUGGGGCAGCGAAGCUCAUGACAACAAGAAAGUUUUCUUAG
Messenger RNA from Penicillium arizonense, 1686 nucleotides. Its product is annotated as flavin-containing monooxygenase. Lineage: Eukaryota; Fungi; Ascomycota; Eurotiomycetes; Eurotiales; Aspergillaceae. The record is from RefSeq and is a predicted model, not a curated record. Bases 1 to 1686 code for a protein of 561 amino acids. The transcript is spliced from 4 exons.